Messenger RNA from Stegostoma tigrinum, 3388 nucleotides. Its product is annotated as solute carrier family 22 member 23-like. Gene Ontology annotation, biological process: transmembrane transport. Lineage: Eukaryota; Metazoa; Chordata; Chondrichthyes; Orectolobiformes; Stegostomatidae. Gene Ontology annotation, molecular function: transmembrane transporter activity. The transcript is spliced from 9 exons. Bases 584 to 2428 code for a protein of 614 amino acids. The record is from RefSeq and is a predicted model, not a curated record. Gene Ontology annotation, cellular component: membrane.
UAGUGACUCAGUGAGGGCAGGGCUGGAGUUUGACAGGAGAAGCCGGGUAAACGAGGAAAGAAAGGAAAUCAUAUCUCUUUUUUUUAAAAAAUAAUACCAUUUAAUUCUGAAGUGGUUUUUUUGCUGCAUGGUUUGGGAGAGAUGGCGUUUUGGAGCGGGCAGGUGUGGUUACCUGUGCGAAGUCAGUGAGGAGGAGGAGGAGGAGGAGGAAGAAAGCGAGAACUUCGGGUAUCUUCCGGCCGGGCGGGGGGGAGCGGAAGACAGCCUCGAUCCCCCUGUGUGCCCUGUCACUGGCCAGGACAGGCUGAUCCAGUCUAGUUCAAAGCUGCCCGGGUGUGUGUCUGUCUGUCUGAGUGCAGCUCACUCAUUCCUGUACUGCCUGGUUUCACUCCCCCGCGCCUCACUGACAAAACCUUUUAGUUAACAUCUACCCGGCUGCAACUGGGGACAGAAAUUCCAGCCACCUUCCCAGAAGGUGUUUUCGUUUCGUCCCAAUGGAAUAAUUCUGGAACUCACGUCCGAUUUAGGUGAAGGGUGUUUCUUUUUUUAAAAAAAAUACAUUUUAUUGUUUUAAAAGUGUUUAAUGGCUGUGGAAAGGGAUGAGCAUCAGCAGCAGCAAGCCCCCGGGGGUAAACUGCCAGCCCCCCGGUACCGGGAUGUGGAUGGGACGGUGUUGCCUCUCCUGGGGGGUCUGGCUAGAUACCAGAGGAAGAUCCUGCUGCUGACCUGGAUCCCCGCGGUCCUGAUCGGCCUGAGCCGCAGCUCCGACUGCUUCUUCACCGCCGAGCCCCAGAUCGUGUGCUGGACUAACCGCAGCAGCCGCCCGCUCGCAGCCGCCGAUCUCCACGUCGCUCACGCCCAGGUAGCGGCGAACCAGAGCGGCGGGGCCCCGCGGGCGGCGGCCCCGGGAGGCAGCGGGGGACGGGCGGCGGGCGCGAACAGCACGGAUCCCCCCUCCUCAGCCUCCAGCAGCGGCAGCGGGAACGGCCUUCCCGGGGAAUGCCAGUGCAAACCGUGGGAAUACAGGAUACACGCCGCCCUGACUCAGAACAUAGUCACCAAGUGGAACCUGGUUUGCAAUUCUUCAUGGAAAGUCCAUAUUGCCAAGUUUUCGUUACUGGUUGGAUUGAUUAUUGGUUAUUUGGUGACUGGAAGCUUAGCAGAUUGGAUUGGCCGCCAGCUGGUGCUGGUGCUCUCGGUCAUAUUCGUAUUGGUCUUUGGGUUAACAGUAGCUCUUUCUGUGAACGUGACUAUGUUCAGCACACUAAGGUUUUUCGAGGGAUUCUGCCUGGCAGGGAUAUUUCUCACUCUCUAUGUAACACGUAUUGAGAUUUCCCUGCCUCGACACAGAUUCAUGAUGACCAUGGGUGCAAAUUUCAUUGCGAUGGGAGGUCAGCUGCUCAUGCCAGGCCUCGCUGCCCUUUGUCGGGAUUGGCAGAUUUUGCAAGUUGUUAUCAUUUGUCCAUUUAUUUUUAUGAUCCCUUACUGGUGCAUUUUCCCAGAAUCACUCCGAUGGUUGUUGGCCACACACCAGCUACAAGCUGCCAAAGAGUUAUUUGUGGAGUUUGCCUGCAAUAAUAAAAUAGACAUGGAAGAUGAUGUCAAAGAAUUUCUUCCAGAAUUUGACAAGGAGCCAAAGUUAAGGCCUAAAAAGACAUUCAUCAUCAAGUUACUUCAUACGAGGAUCUUGUGGAAACACAUUUUGGUACUUUGCGUGAAUUCGCUUACAGGAUUCGGGAUCCAUAACUGUUUUGCAAAGAGUCUGAUGGAAUGUGAUGUGAACGGUUUAAAAAAUUUCUACACCCACUACUAUAUCAUGGAAGUGAUUGGCAUUCUUUCCUGUGCUGUCAUGUGUGUCCUCGUGGGACUAAUGGGCCGCAGAGGCACGUUGCUUCUCUUCACCAUUCUCACUGCACUGGCUUCCCUCCUUCAGUUGGGCCUCAUAAGCUAUUUGGCCCAACAUUUGCACCUCCCGUUUUCUAUCGUGUUCUCCAUUGUAGGCAUGUUCGCAUCUCAUUCAGUAGGAAACUUGAGCAUCUUUUUCUGCGCUGAACUCACACCCACUGUCAUCAGGGGUGGAGGACUGGGUUUGGUUUUGGCUAGCGCCGGGUUUGGCCAGUUGACAGCACCAAUUAUGGAGCUUCAUAACCAGAAAGGCUACUUCCUGCACCAUGUGAUCUUCACUUGCUGCACAGUGAUCUGCAUCAUUUGCAUAUUGCUCCUUCCAGAAAGCAAAGGACAGAACCUGCCUGAAACCAUAGAUGAUGGUGACAACUACACCAGGCAACCGUUCAUCCCUGCCAAAAGGAUAGAGCAGCCCCUACUCUCGAACAACACUGAGCUCAAAGACUACUCGGGGCUCAACGAAAACCCAAACUCGGAGCUGACUGCUGACAGUCCCACAGCCAAUGGCACUAGGUCCAAAUGAUUUUAUUUAAUGUUUACAGUUGUGUUGUUUUUGCACAAAUUUCAUCCAGCAGCAGGUUUUCUUUCAUGAAAGGAUAAUCAAUUAACGGGGCUGCUCUCUGCCAGGUAUGUUUUAAUUAUGGAUGGGGCACCUUUUUAUUUUUGAAAAGAUUUGCAAAAUCGAGUUUGCUCUCCCCAACACCAGAGGGCUGGCAUUUUGACGAUUGUCCAAUAAUGUGAAGGGAACUUGAUCAUUUUCGAUUGCCUGGAGCAUGCUGUAAGGCCUAUAGUGGAAGGAGUUGCACUACAGUUGGGAAGGGAAAAUAAAACAUCAGGAAGGACUGUGCUCGGCGAGCUGCUGUCCCAAUGAAGGAAGUUUGAAGGUUAACAUUGAAAAUACUGAGCGAUGGAUCAAGAUGAACUACAGAUGAGCUUGACUCACUGCUUGGGGUGUCCCUGCAAUCCCCCCCCUCAGCCUCUUCGUUAUCUGAUCUCCUCCCACUCUAACCCCUCAGUACUCCCCAGCUAUUGACACACUAAAUAACCUGUGGCUGUUUUUAUUUAAGACUUGGAUUCAUCGUUACUUCCCAUUUUGACAAACUAAUCUAUGACCUUUUUCCCUCUGAAAGAUCAAAGCAAGUAUUGUACAAAAUCUCUUGUCAACAGUUUGUCUUUCUGCCAGCUCUGUUCAUCAAAAUAAAGAACUGAGGGACUGUGCUCAUAUUUUUAAUGUCAGCAUUACCACUCUCUCUCCCACUUUUUUAUCAGGUCUUUAGUUGUAAAUUAGUGUUUUGUUUUGUACCUUGUAGGCUGUGUUCUGCUGAUAAUCAUUUUAAAAAAAAAACUUGUGUACAGGAAUAAUUUAAAUGUAAAAGUUAAAAGCAUGAAUUGAAUUUUUAAAUGGGUUCUCCAUUAACACUGUGUACUUUGGUGGUUUAAAGGAUCAUUGGUAACAUCAUCACUGUCAAUAUGAUUUUUUUUU